UCCGCCAGCCUCUCGUCGUCCUUUUCCUACACGCUUCCCUGCCUUCUAUUCCUCGCUCGUCAAGCCACCAACAACCAAAUCGAAUUCGUCUCCUCCUCCUCCUCCUCCUCCUCGCCGCCGCCGCCUGAGGGCAAACAAGCGAGCGCUCCCGCGGAUCCCCCACCCGGCCCCCGCCGCGCGCACACGUGAAGACGACGAACCCCUCGUGAAUGGUGGGAGCCCGCGCGACGUCCCCCGCCUCGCAGCCGCAGCCGGAGAAGGCCUCCUUCCGCGGCUUCGGUUGCUGCAUGCAGGGCUGGUACCACCGCUGCAUCGGCCUCGACCCCUGAACCCCUCGCUCCCUCCCUCUGCUUGCUUCCCCGCUCCGGCCGCCGCUUCUCUGAUUUGAUUUGACUUGAUUCGAUUCGAUCGGUUCCCCUCCCGUCCUGGAUCUGUUCCUCGAGAGCACGCCAGCGCGCGAGAUUCCUUCCCUUCCCUUCUCCGAGGAAACAAAGCCGAUCGCUCGCUGAGCUCCGCCGCUGCUGCUGAUGGCCGUCGCGGUGCCUUCGUCGCUGCCGAUGAAGCUCUGGAGGACGGAGCCCCGCGGCAAGUCCGCCGCCGCGGGGCCCGACGAGCCCGUGCGCGUCCUGGUGACGGUCACCGUCCUCGGGAGCGCCGGCCCGCUGCGCUUCAUCGUGCUCGAGGGCGACACGGUCGCCGCGCUCAUCCGCGCGGCGCUCCGCUGCUACGCGCGCGAGGGCCGCAUGCCGCUGCUCGGCACCGACCCCGCUGGCUUCGUCCUCUCCACCGCCAACGGCGGAUCCGGCGCCCUCAAAGAAGACGAGAAGAUCACCUUCAACGGGUGCCGGAGCUUCCUGCUCUGGCAGAAGACUGCGGUCCAGGGUGCCGCCAAGGGCGCCGGGCACGACGCUCUGACGGCUACUCCAAGCCCAGGCAGGAAGGGCAGCAGUGGCUUCAAGGCUACUCCAAGCCCUGGCAGGAAAGGCAGCGGCGGCUGGAAGGCUGGCCUGAACAAGUUCCUCCUCAGCUUCAGCAUCAAGGUGUGAUCCAUGCAUCAACGAAAGCAGGAGGGGUGUUCUUGGGGUUCCGCACCGCACCACAAUAAAAUUGCAUUGGUUAAUUCUUCGAUUGGCAAAGUGUAAUUCGUCGUGAGUUUGAGUCGAUUCGAGUCGGUUGCUUUGUUAUUCAGCUGCUCUGUUUCCAAGUUAUCAGGUGUUCAUUUGAGUUGCAUCAAUAAUCAAUUUGUUCGUGCUGGCCAGUUACAUCGUGGAUGAAUUGUCUUAAGUUACAUCGUGGACCAGUUGUCUGAAGUGUCCAAAUGCACACGUGCUGUCCAGUUA
This is a messenger RNA of Sorghum bicolor (sorghum), 1340 nucleotides long. RefSeq lists its product as uncharacterized. The coding region runs from base 528 to 1046 and encodes 172 amino acids. NCBI's taxonomy places the organism in Eukaryota, Viridiplantae, Streptophyta, Magnoliopsida, Poales, Poaceae. The record is from RefSeq and is a predicted model, not a curated record. The transcript is spliced from 2 exons.